Messenger RNA from Haliotis rubra (blacklip abalone), 1026 nucleotides. RefSeq lists its product as uncharacterized. The record is from RefSeq and is a predicted model, not a curated record. The coding region runs from base 160 to 798 and encodes 212 amino acids. The transcript is spliced from 2 exons. NCBI's taxonomy places the organism in Eukaryota, Metazoa, Mollusca, Gastropoda, Lepetellida, Haliotidae.
CCCCUCCACUAUAGACCAGCCCAAGUAAACAUACUUUCUGUGGUGUGUGGUGUUCUCCUCACUUGGGACGCUCUCUCAAAUCACACAAUGCCUUGCUGUCUCUAGUUGUGAUAUUCACGUCAUAUAGCGUCACAGAUUCUAAGUUACCAGUUCAUCAGGAUGGGUGUGAAGUUUGUCGGUGUUUUGGUGGCCAUCUUGGUUUGCCUCAUCCCUGUUGAAGGUCAGGAUAAAGCCUCAAUGGACAUAACAGUGAAAUACUUUACGGAUGUCAGUCUGCAAUGCGACAGUUUAGCACUAAAUAUCUCUGACAAUAUGAGCAAAGUCCGAAACUUGCACUGGAUUUUGACAGAUGGAGUCCUAGUUGACGCAGCUUCAAACAAUCUGCCCAUGAAUUUGGCUCUAUCCCCUCAUGGCUACACACUCAACAUCACCAAGGUUUCCGAUGCCAUGUUUGGCUACUACCACUGUGUGAUUCUAUUCAAUGACAACACAGUCAAAGCAGUCAGAAAGGGCGUCAAUGUGGAUGGCGCCGAUUUUACCGAGCUUCACGACCAAUAUCGGAGUAAUGCCAUAAUCGGUGGUAUAGCGGCUGGUAUCAUGGUGGCCAUUGUUGCAGCGAGUUGCCUAAUCUGGCAUUACCGGUUCAAGAAGGAUUUCAACGAUAAGGAAGACCUGUACAAGCCAGAUCAUACCAACGGCACUGUUGUUACUUAUGACAACAUGGCUGUAGAGAUGGAAGACAAGUCACCUUCAGCUGAAGAAGAUAUUUCAAAUGGGGUGAUUAAUGAAAAACUGUAAAUACUAUAUUCCUAAGAAAAUUCAAGAACUGAUUCAGUUGUCUCCAGUCUCAUAGGGACUUUGUAUGCACAGGGUAUUUUAUCUUUGUUAGAUGUCUAUUUAUUGUCUCCUACAAUCCCUGUCACUAUAUGGCUGAAAUAUUGCCGAGGUGACUUUAAAUUUUAACUCACACACUACAAUCCCUGUUUUCUGAAGUUUGAGAGUUAAUAUGGCUAGUGUCCUAUAGAC